This is a messenger RNA of Chara braunii, 909 nucleotides long. The record is from the annotation of a GenBank genome assembly. Lineage: Eukaryota; Viridiplantae; Streptophyta; Charophyceae; Charales; Characeae.
UGUCAGACACAGUGACACGUCAUCUACAGUGACACGUCAGCAGUGCCACGUCAGACACAGUGCCAUGUCAGCAACAUGACGGGCCUGCCAGGCCAACUGGCCAAUGAGCCUAUUGCCGACUACAGAAAGCGCUUCCAGGCUCAGCUCGCGUUAAUCGAGGUUGAGGAACAACGCCACCUGGCAGCCAAGGCUGCCCAGCUACAGGCUGAAGAAGCGACAACAGCAGAGAAGCUGCGGCUACAGGCCGAAGCAGACGCAGAUGCCCAGGCUCGCCGCAAGGAAGCCCAGGAUCUGCUGCAGCGGCAUGAAGCCAACAGCAUCGAGAGACUCAAGUUUUGGCAUUUUGAACUGAACGGCGACGAGGCAACACCGGAAGAGCAGCAUAAGGAGUUCCUCUCCAAACUCGUGACACGGUUGAUGCAUGCUUGCAANUGGCAUUUUGAACUGAACGGCGACGAGGCAACACCGGAAGAGCAGCAUAAGGAGUUCCUCUCCAAACUCGUGACACGGUUGAUGCAUGCUUGCAACUACCAACGGUACGAGUUAGAGAAACAGAACCAGGAACUGCAGCAACAGUACCAGGAUCUGAAGACACAACACCAAGAGUUGGCGAACCUCCGCCGGAUGGUGCAGAGCCACGAGGAUGCAACACGGGCACUCAAUUCCCGUGUACUGGACCUGGAACAGGCUGUACCAGGACCAGCUGCUGGGGCUUCCAGCACUGCACCCUCUAGCCGCCAACUCGAGGAACGCGUUGACCACGUAGUGGCAAUGCUCGACGACAUCAACACCUUCGCUGCGCCGACCACCAUCAGCAGUCAGCUGCACACCUUGAAGACCGAGGUCUAGCAGCUGCAGUCGACGAACACGGAUGGCAAUCCUAAGUUGUACAAGAUGCCAACUUUCCAA